AUGCUGCCGGCGCUCCACCACGCCCAACGGCCCGCCUCCACCCGCCCCAAACGCCUCGGCUGCUUCCCGCGAGAUUUCAAGUCCCGCGCCUGCGCUGCGCCGGCCAGAAUGAAGAAGCUGGGCCUACAGGUGCUGGGAAAACUGCAGACUGGAUUCCGCUACCAUGCUGCUGCUGGGGAGAAGCUCCAAGGGACAGAGACUGGAGGGGAAGGCCCAGGUUGCAGGCAGCAGGAGCGGGUCCUGUCUUCUCCCCGCUCUCUUGCAGUGUCUGUGGUCCCUGACUGGCUGAGCAGCGUGCGCCCUUGUCUUCUAUGUCUUAUAUUUCAGAUGCUAAUAGAGGAUCCGAUUACCACUUGUCUUUCUCCCUCAGUCUAUGAUAUGAUCUGUAAACUCGGGUUUGAAGUCAGAGAAAGUUGUGAUAUCAGUCGCAUUGUAACUCAGAGGGGUGAAGUGUGCUGGCCGAGCAUCACAGCCUGUGUGACUUACACACAGUCAGCCCAGAGUCUGGAUUACCGGGGCACUGUGCGGCUGCUGGGCCCUGUGUGUGAGGCUGUCCACCAACAUUUGUUAUCUCUGACCAAGGGGGAGUUUGACAUUCGAUACGCGCCGUGGCUGCAGUGGACAGCUUUUCCAGAGUUAUUUCCUGAAAUAUUUGAUGCUUUGGGAAGCCUUCAAUGUCCCGCUAUUCCUCUUAGCUUAAUGAAACUGACAGCAUGUCUAGAACGGGCUUUGGGUGAUGUGUAUUUACUGAAUGGGAAGGAAUGCCCCUUUCUUUUGAGAGAUCUGCUUGCAUCUGAGGAGCUUGCUGAGGUCUUUGGGCGGUCUGUGAUGGAUGUGCUGAAAGUCUUCGUCGGGUCUCCAUGUGGACUCAACCUGCGUAAUACCCUGUGGCACGGCUUUGCCUCACCUCACGAGAUCCCCCCAAAAUACUGUUCAAUGAUGAUACUGUUGACCGUGGGACUGGGUCAGCUGCUGAAGAGUUACUUGCAGCAAACUAAACUUGUGUUGGCACACCGACCUUUCAUAGCUCUUACAGACCUUGAGGAUUUGGCCAUUUUCCCUGACGUUACUUCUGAGGUACUUUCAGUGUUUGAAGAAGUGAUGAAGAAAUCCACUUUCAUAUUAAAGGUCAUGUUGCCGUACUGGGAAGCUGCAUUAAUCAGGUUUAGGUCACACAGGUUUGCCGACUGUGCCAUGUUGUUACUGACACAGCUAGAGACGGGACUCAGGAGAGUUUUUGCCGCUGUUAACCAAUGUCCAAAAAGACUUCUGACCGCUGAGUCCACGGCUCUUUAUACCACCUUCGAUGAAAUAUUGGCAAAACACUUGGAUGAUGGUAAAAUCAAUCAGCUUCCUCUUUUCCUUGGAGAGCCUGCAAUGGAGUUUCUUUGGGAUUUCCUAAACCAUCAGGAGGGCCCCCGUAUAAGAGACCAUUUAAGCCAUGGGGAAAUCAACUUACCUGAAUUUCCGAAAGAGGCAGCAAACCAAUUGCUUGCAUUUUCCGUUGUACUUUUACUCAGAUUCACUGAUGAAGAUCUGUCAGCGGCCCUUAAGGAAAAAGCAGCGAUAAAAUCACUGGUUGGUCUUGCAGAGGGUUACCACGCCCACUUCCACCCAGUUUCUCAGCUUAAAAAACAGGUGCUGAGCUGUGAGAAGAGCAUCAGGGUUUGGCCCCUCCUGCCUUUGCCUGAAGAGGCCGAGGAGGCAGCCAGAUUAGAAGGUACUUCUGAAACACAGGCCUGCGAGGCUUUAAUCACAGAAAUCCUGAGAGCGCUGCCCCACCACUUGCCCGAGAGUCGUGGUGUUGUCAGCGACUGGGGCAGUCUUUCCGCCGAGAGGUGGCCCCAGGUGAUCCAGGAACUCUGCGGCACCCCUGUCCCAACUCUCUUCUGUCCCAGAACCGUUCUGGAAGUGCUCACUGUGCUCCGAAACAUCAGCACACACUGCGCCCGCGUGUCCAGCCAGGUCGCUGCCUCUGUGGAGCUGAGACACCAGCAGUGGGUGGAAAGGAGGCUGCGCUCCCGGCAGAGGCAGACCUACCUGCACAUGCUCACUAGUAUUAAGCUUCUGUCUCCUGUGCUUUACCUGAUUUUAUUGCUGAUUGCCCUGGAAUUGGUCAACAUUCAUGUGGUUCAUGGAAAAAAUACUUAUGAAUAUCAACAGUAUCUAAAGUUCUUAAAGUCGAUCUUGCAGUAUACGGAGAACCUGGUGACUUACACCAGCCAGCAGAAGAACAAGUGGAACGACACGAUCAAUCUUACACAUACAGCUCUGUUGAAAAUUUGGACUUUCAGUGAGAAGAAACAAAUGUUAAUACAUUUAGCCAAGAAAUCCACAAGUAAAGGAGGUUUAUGA
Odobenus rosmarus divergens (Pacific walrus) is the source of this 2355-nucleotide messenger RNA. RefSeq names its product chromosome unknown open reading frame, human C6orf70 (gene ERMARD). Bases 1 to 2355 code for a protein of 784 amino acids. The record is from RefSeq and is a predicted model, not a curated record. The transcript has 19 exons. NCBI's taxonomy places the organism in Eukaryota, Metazoa, Chordata, Mammalia, Carnivora, Odobenidae.